AUGAGUGGACAAGUGGGUGACCUGAGCCCAUUGCAGAAGAAGUUGCUGGCCCAGUUCCGGGAGAACAUCCAGGAUGUGCUGUCUGCCCUGCCCAAUCCUGAUGACUUCUUCCUCCUGCGCUGGCUCCGAGCUCGGAGCUUUGACCUGCAGAGAUCAGAGGACAUGCUUCGGAAGCACAUGGAGUUCCGGAAGCAGCAGAACCUGGACAACAUUCUGGCCUGGCAGCCCCCGGAGGUUGUCAGGCUGUACAACGCCAGCGGCAUCUGCGGCCACGGCAGCGGUGGCUGCCCUGUCUGGUACCACAUCGUAGGAAGCCUGGACCCCAAGGGCCUCUUCCUCUCGGCCUCCAAACAGGAGCUCUUCAAGGACAAGCUCCGGAGCUGUGAGCUGCUCCUGCGGGACUGUGAGCAGCAGAGUCGGAAGCUGGGGCAGAAGGUGGAGAAAAUCAUAGCCGUGUUUGAUUUUGAGGGGAUGGGCCUGAGGCAUCUGUGGAAGCCAGGAAUGGAGUUUGUACAGGAGUUUUUCUCAGCACUUGAAGCAAAUUACCCCGAGAUUUUGAAGCAUUUCAUUGCUGUGAGAGCCCCCAAGUUAUUCCCCGUGGCCUUCAACCUGGUCAAGUCGUACAUGAGCGAGGAUACACGCAGGAAGGUGGUGAUUCUGGGAGACAACUGGAAGCAGGAGCUGACAAAGUUCAUCAGCCCCGACCAGCUGCCUGUGGAGUUUGGGGGGACCAUGACUGACCCUGAUGGCAACCCCAAGUGCCUGACCAAGAUCAGCUACGGGGGCGAGGUGCCCAAGAGCUACUACCUGUGCAACCAGGUGAGGGUGCAGUACGAGCACACAGUCUGGGCGGGGCCCGGAGCCCAUGCAGGUGGUCGUCAGUGGGGCUGUGUGCACUGCAGGUGGCAGUUUGCAUCGGAUGGUGGGGACAUUGGCUUUGGGAUUUUCCUGAAGACCAAGAUGGGAGAGCGGCAGAAGGCAGGGGAGAUGACGAAGGUGCUGCCCAGCCAGCGCUACAAUGCCCACCUGGUCCCCGAGGAUGGGAGCCUCACCUGCCUCAAGGCCGGCGUCUAUGUCCUAAGGUUUGACAACACCUACAGCCUGGUUCAUUCUAAACGCAUCAGCUACACCGUGGAGGUGCUGCUCCCAGACCAAACCAUCAUGGAGAAGCUGGAGAAAUUCUAG
Galeopterus variegatus (Sunda flying lemur) is the source of this 1185-nucleotide messenger RNA. Its product is annotated as putative SEC14-like protein 6. Bases 1 to 1185 code for a protein of 394 amino acids. NCBI's taxonomy places the organism in Eukaryota, Metazoa, Chordata, Mammalia, Dermoptera, Cynocephalidae. Gene Ontology annotation, cellular component: cytoplasm. The record is from RefSeq and is a predicted model, not a curated record. The transcript has 12 exons.